Molecule: messenger RNA, 4066 nt
Organism: Myiozetetes cayanensis
Lineage: Eukaryota; Metazoa; Chordata; Aves; Passeriformes; Tyrannidae
Gene: ST8SIA3
Product: ST8 alpha-N-acetyl-neuraminide alpha-2,8-sialyltransferase 3
Exons: 4
Coding region: 56-1198 (380 amino acids)
Biological process (GO): N-glycan processing; oligosaccharide metabolic process
Molecular function (GO): alpha-N-acetylneuraminate alpha-2,8-sialyltransferase activity
Source: RefSeq, a predicted model, not a curated record
CCCAUGUAGCGCCGCGGCCGCCCCGCACCCGCCCAGCCGCGGGGCCGCCUCCGGCAUGCGGAGCUGCAAGAUGGUGCGGGUGGCCAGCGUGCUGGGGCUCGUCAUGCUCAGCGUCGCGCUGCUCAUCCUCUCCCUCAUCAGCUACGUCUCGCUCAAGAAGGACAACAUCUUCGGGGCACCCCGCGCCGCCGGCCCCGCCGGGCCCCGCAUGUACAUGUUCCACGCGGGAUUCAGGUCCCAGUUCGCGCUGAAGUUCCUGGACCCCUCGUUCGUCCCCAUCACCAACUCGCUGAGCCAGGAGCUGCAGGAGAAGCCCUCCAGGUGGGCCUUCAACCGGAGCGCCUUCGCCCACCAGAGGCAGGAAAUCCUCCAGCAUGUUGACGUCAUAAAGAACUUCUCUCUGACCAAGAGCAGCGUUCGGAUCGGGCAGCUGAUGCACUACGAUUAUUCCAGCCAUAAGUACGUUUUCUCCAUCAGCAGUAACUUCAGGUCUCUGCUCCCCGACGUGUCUCCCAUCCUGAACAAGCACUACAACAUCUGUGCCGUGGUUGGGAACAGCGGCAUCCUGACCGGGAGCCAGUGUGGGCAGGAAAUCGAUAAAUCGGAUUUUGUCUUCCGGUGCAACUUCGCCCCAACCGAGGCUUUCCAGAAAGAUGUUGGAAGGAAAACCAACCUCACCACCUUCAACCCCAGCAUCCUGGAGAAGUAUUACAACAACCUCUUGACCAUUCAGGAUCGCAACAACUUCUUUUUAAGCUUGAAAAAGCUCGAUGGGGCUAUUCUUUGGAUCCCCGCUUUUUUCUUCCACACGUCAGCGACGGUCACGAGAACACUGGUUGACUUCUUCGUGGAGCACAGAGGGCAGCUGAAGGUCCAGUUGGCUUGGCCAGGGAAUAUCAUGCAGCACGUUAACAGGUACUGGAGGAACAAGCACCUGUCCCCCAAGCGGCUGAGCACAGGUAUCCUCAUGUACACCCUCGCCUCUGCCAUCUGUGAGGAGAUCCACCUGUACGGAUUCUGGCCCUUCGGCUUCGACCCCAACACGCGGGAGGACCUCCCGUACCACUACUACGACAAGAAGGGAACCAAGUUCACGACCAAGUGGCAGGAGUCCCACCAGCUGCCUGCAGAGUUCCAGCUGCUCUACAGGAUGCACGGGGAAGGACUGGCCAAACUCACCUUAUCGCAUUGUGCCUAAGAACCUACAUCUCCAAGUGCCAAAUGAUUGUCUAAAAAGUGCCCAAAUCCGACUUAAACAUUCUCCAGAUAGAAUUCUAAAAAAGAAACAAACUCACCCUAAAAAUCUUUUGCGUAAUGUAAAGAUGCUUUUUAGCCACUGCCCUUCCAGGGGUUUCAGCUUAUUUAUCUGUGCAGAAGCUUUUAUCACGUUCUGUGGGUGCGAUUUGUGCAGCAGCAAAGUUGAGAUAUUUUGCAAUUCCAGAUAAGCCACUCAGUAUGUUUUAAGAGCUCUUCAUAUUUUAGCCUUCCACUAAAAACCCUAAAUCUCUUCAUUUUAUUGUUCCUUCCCCAUUAGAACUAGAAAUGCUGGUUUUAAAAGGUUUUGCUUCUUUUGUCUAUGUUGCUCUCAAUAGCUCAGCGCUGCCGUGGCUGACAGAUAAAGGCACUGGGAACUCCAGUGCAUCGUCACGAGCAAGUUCCUCUGUGUGGAUCCAGAGUUCCACCGCUUGGGUAUUUUCAUAUUUACUGAAUUUUACAUUUUUUAAAGAAUAACAAGAAGAAGGUCACGAUAUGAUUCGUACCUUAGCUAGGUGUUUAUAUCACUCUUGGAAUACUUCAGUGUUUUAAUUCCAUUUGGGACACAUCCUAGUCCAGACUAGAGAGGCUGAAGCAUGUUCAUUCCCAUCCAUCUGAUGCUCUUGGGUCAUUUGUUUUAAAGUUAAAAGAUUUCCCCAUUUACAUCUCUAAGUCCCCAGUCAAACCACCGAAACAGUGGCCCCAUUUUCUGGUCACCAGCAGCCCUCCAAGGCAGACAGAGGCAGACAGGGCUCCCUCAGCACAAGGGGAAAUCAGGCUGCUUGCAGACAGGACAAACCUUAGGGUCACUCAGGGCUGGGAAAUGUGGGCCAUUAUGGCUCAGGAUAAAGAAUCCUGGGAAAUAACUGGAUUCCUUAUUACAGCAAGUAUUUAAACAUUUUCUACUGUUCUGUGUGAGAACUGACCGCACACUGAAAAAGGAUGCAAAAUCCGAUUUAGAUCAUACUUUAAAAUGGCACAUGCUAAUUCUUCUCAGUCUCUUUACCUACAAGCAGACGUAGGAGGUGAGGAAGGAGAUCUCUGGUACAACACCCAACCCGAGCUGCCCCGAGCACCUCCCGGUGCCCGUCGUGGCGCUGCAGCUCCACCACCCCCAGAGCCAGCCCCGUUCUCCCCACUGGAUUGGCAGGAAAGCAGGGGCUGAUGUGCUCCAUGCAGGUUUUGGAACCUGAGAGAGGGACAGGACUCCCUGCCGGUGCCAAGGACAAGCCUGGCAUCACGACUGGAACUUCCCAGAGGCACAAAGAGGCACCGAGUGCAGAGGAGGAAGCACAAAACCGACUGCAAAUAUUCGGGAAGGGGAAUACAGAGAAAUUAUUGACAGAGCGCCAUAUUCCAUCAUUGAUUUUUAAGCAAAACUCCCCAUCGAUGCCGCAGCCCCACACUGAACAUUUCAGAAUCAUUGAUUUUAAUGGGACUCCUGCCCCACGAUCGAUGGCACAGCACAGCCCAAAGUAAAUUGCUUCUUAGUAUCAAUAUUUUUUUGCCCGAGUUCCCUCAACGUGGAAAACCGUCGCCAAACGUGCAGCUUUUGUUGUGCGUGGUGGGGUCUGAGGGAGAGGUGAGGACAGAAGGGGACAGAGAGGACAGUGGCACAGGAGGAGAGGCUCUGUGGGGCUGCCUCUCUGCAGCCCUUUCCAUUAACAAACCAGUCACAUUAUUUAUUUAAUUGUUGUUCAGAAGGUGCCUCCCCGCUCAGGACGCUCGGUGGCCCCCGCAUGCAGCAGCACGUCGGGCUGGGCCCUUCCUCCCCUCUGUUUGGCCCCAAAUCCCUGCAUGAAUUCCUGAUGGCUCAGGAAGAACCCUCCCUCUCAUGACCGAAUGUCUGGACAAGCCAACAGAGCUAAUGCAGCAGGAUCAAUAUUUGUAAGUACAGAACAUUUCAGGUCCCAAAAUCCAGAGGAAUCCUCCUGACCAGCUCCUCCCAUCGGGACACAGACCCUGCUCAGCCCCAGGCUGCAGGGACGGUGUCCAGUGGCAGCCACAUCCCUCUCCAGCCCCUCUGCCAAAGGGAUGGGGGCCCCCAUCCACAGGUGGAACCCUCAGGGGGUGCUGGGGUGUACAUAGGAUUGGAAAUGCAUCUUACCUUUCUUCUUUCGUACAUCUUGGGGGUGGAUUUUCGUUGCUUGCAUCUCCUCAGAGCAGGCUCAUGAAAACAGGCAUUUUGGCUGCCGGGUUUAACUGUGGAGGAAACCAAAAACAAGUGUUUGUGACACAGAACUAACUGUGUAAAAACAAGGUAUAUAGGAAAAAGCAGGUUUUCUGUAAAUGAAUGUGUCUUUAUUCCAAUGGCUCUACAGUUCAAUGCCUGAGGGAGUUGUUUUUGAUAAAAAAUAUAAAUAUUUAAGGAAAAAAAAAAAAGAAAAAAUGCCAUAAUUGUAAUAAAGGUUCCAUAAUGAAUGGCCAUACUAAAAGCAUUGUUUGUUUUCAAAUGGCUGAUGCUCACAAGGGGCCAGGGCGUGUCUCAGGUGAGUGGCAAAGCCGCACGCUGUGGGAAGGACACUGGUGUCCAGCCUCACACCCUGGAGAGCCUCGUGAGCAGGACUGGGGGCACUGGGACCUGGCCAGGUCUAGGCCUGAGGCUGGGGCAGGGCUGCACAGCACAUCCUACCCUGGUUCCUCUCGUGACAGUGCCACAUCCUCCUCAUGAGCAUCGUGCGGAGAGCUCCCGAGCUCCCGGUGUGCCCCUGCAGUGUGAUGUGCCUGCAGCAUUGACUCAUGUGCCAUAACUCGAUAUUGAAUGCAUUGUUUUUAAAUAAAAUGGUUUCUUGUGCAUUGGGAGUCUGUAAAA